AUGCGCCAAGGGGACCCUCUAUCUCCAAUUUUGUUUGUCAUGAUGAUGAACGUUCUCUCUUUGAUGCUUAAUAAAGCCGCGGUAGAGGGCGUUUUUGACUAUCACCAAGACUGCAAAGAAAUGCAACUGACUCACCUUUGCUUCGCGGAUGAUUUACUGAUCUUUCUUGAUGGUUCAGAGAAGUCGCUAGAAGGAGUUUUGCAGAUCCUCGCUGAUUUUGAGCUUAUUUCUGGCUUAUCAGUGAAUAUUGCAAAGACCUCUUUGUUCAGCAGCGGUGUUCCAGAUGAUAUUAUUCAGAGGUUUCAGGCAAGAUUUGGACUAUCUCAAGCUUCCCUGCCUAUCCGUUAUUUGGGUCUCCCUCUAAGCUCCAAGAAGCUAUCUUUAAAAUAUUAUGAUCCACUUCUUCUCCAGAUCAAAAAGAAAGUGGAGUCUUGGACUUCAAGGACUCUAUCGAUGGCUGGAAGGCUCACUCUCAUAUCCUCGGUAAUAGCGGGUAUAACAAGAUUCUGGAUGUCGGCGUUUCUGUUGCCCAAAUGUGUGAUGAAGAAAAUUAACAGUUUAUGCAGCUCCUUUCUCUGGCAUGGCACAAUAGGCAUUUCCACGGGUGCAAAGGUCUCGUGGGAAGAGCUCUCAAUCCCAAAGACUGAAGGGGGCUUGGGGCUACGUAAUAUUAUGCACUAG
Molecule: messenger RNA, 681 nt
Organism: Brassica napus (rape)
Lineage: Eukaryota; Viridiplantae; Streptophyta; Magnoliopsida; Brassicales; Brassicaceae
Exons: 1
Coding region: 1-681 (226 amino acids)
Source: RefSeq, a predicted model, not a curated record